GAGACUGAGUUGCUCAAAACCAUUAAAGCAAAAGAAGCUGAAACCACGGACCUAAAAAGUCGGUUACAGUACCUGCAAGCAGACUUUUUGAACUUGCAACGCAAUGCUUCUCGUGAAAAAGAGCAGCAACGCGAUUUUGCUAUCACCCGCUUUGCUGGUGACUUGCUUGAGACCGUAGAUGUUCUCGCACUCGCUCUCAAAUCCGUACCAGAGAGUGUCUUUGCCCAAACAAACUCUCCCUCCUCAGACUCGUCAUCACCCGACUCAAAAUCUGUCCAAACCUACUUGAAGGAGUUACAUCAAGGCGUGGACAUGACCCAUCGUCUCCUCCUCUCUACACUCUUCAAGUAUCAUGUCAAACCAUUCGACCCUACCGGUGACAAGUUUGAUCCUAAUCAACACGAAGCAAUGUAUCAAGCUCCAAUACCCGGAAAGGAACCUGGGACUAUAUUGGAGUGCCAGAAAACCGGGUACAUGAUUAAGGAUCGGCUAUUGCGAGCGGCGCAAGUUGGUGUCGUGCAGGACACAUCA
Suillus subaureus is the source of this 531-nucleotide messenger RNA. RefSeq names its product GrpE nucleotide exchange factor. The transcript has 2 exons. Gene Ontology annotation, biological process: protein import into mitochondrial matrix; protein folding. Gene Ontology annotation, molecular function: adenyl-nucleotide exchange factor activity; protein homodimerization activity; protein-folding chaperone binding. Gene Ontology annotation, cellular component: PAM complex, Tim23 associated import motor. The annotation marks the transcript as partial. The record is from RefSeq and is a predicted model, not a curated record. NCBI's taxonomy places the organism in Eukaryota, Fungi, Basidiomycota, Agaricomycetes, Boletales, Suillaceae.